Poeciliopsis prolifica (blackstripe livebearer) is the source of this 2691-nucleotide messenger RNA. Its product is annotated as transcription factor 15. The record is from RefSeq and is a predicted model, not a curated record. Gene Ontology annotation, biological process: regulation of transcription by RNA polymerase II; developmental process. NCBI's taxonomy places the organism in Eukaryota, Metazoa, Chordata, Actinopteri, Cyprinodontiformes, Poeciliidae. Gene Ontology annotation, molecular function: DNA-binding transcription factor activity, RNA polymerase II-specific; RNA polymerase II transcription regulatory region sequence-specific DNA binding; protein dimerization activity. The transcript has 2 exons. The coding region runs from base 238 to 786 and encodes 182 amino acids.
AGUCUAAUUUAGACUCCAUCCUCAACAGGUGCCUCCCCUCCUCCACCUGUCUCCCCCUUCCGCGGCGCGCUGGCCGUGACCCAGAAAGCAGCCGUCAUUCUGCAGAAUGGCAUGCAGCCCGCUCGGUUCGGUCACCGGAUCGGCGGCAGCUGCUGGGCCCCGUCCCCCCCGGGGCUAUUUUCACCCGCCGGAUAAAGUGGCGCAGCUCGGCGGGAUUCGGCGCAGAGUAGCGGCAGGAUGAAGUCCCGCACAGACGGCUGCGCCUCCGAGCUGGACACCGACACGGACAGCUCCGACGGGAAGUCCACGGGCGGCUGCAGCCCGACCCGAGAGUCCGGGGAGAGACUGGAGGCGGAGGGCGGCUGCCCGGGCGCGGCGAGGCGGCGGCGGCGGCGCAGGAGCGGCGCGGGCGGCGGCAGAGACGCGCGGCUGUCCGGCGUCAGCAAACAGCGGCAGGCGGCGAACGCGCGGGAGCGGGACAGGACGCACAGCGUGAACACGGCCUUCACCGCGCUGCGGACGCUCAUCCCCACGGAGCCCGCGGACCGGAAGCUGUCCAAGAUAGAGACGCUGCGCCUGGCCUCCAGCUACAUCUCCCACCUGGCCAACGUGCUGCUGCUGGGGGAGGACUGCCGGGACGGGCAGCCCUGCCUCCGGUACCAGGACAUGAUCCUGCACGGCCCCGCGGCGCUCAGCGGCCCCUCCCUGCGGCCCAUCUGCACCUUCUGCCUCAGCAACCAGAGGAAACAGCUCAGAGAUGGAGGGAAAUACUCCUCUUCAGUGUGAAUCGAAGCGGCUCUGGACAGACCCGGAGUCCACCUGAUGUUUACAGUCUAAACUUUGUAAAUACAUAUUUAUUUAUUUUUUAACAUACUACAGGACAAAAAUGACUUUUUUGAGCGCUUUCCGUCCAGCUUGGUGUGUUUCUGAACCUCAGUGUUUUGACUGAGACGUAACCUGAGCCCGUGUGCGCAGCUGCACCUGACGUGGGGCUAUUUUGGUUCCCACUGAUAGUACAAACUACCCCAUGACCCACCACCACCAAAAACAAGCUGGUCACCUUCAGUGCAGUAGCUGCUGUCAGUUUACUGGUGGCUGCCUUCACCAGUAACAAGGCUGUCCAUUACUACUGCCUCUACUGGUGGGUGUCAGUAACUGCAUCUCUUACAGAACCAGGCAGUGAAGUGGUUUAACUUUAUCCCCCAACAACCAUGAGCUGAAGUUCUCAACAUACUUCAUAAAGAAUCAGACACACUGAUAUUCUACCAAUCAACAAGCUACAAAACCACCAAUCAUAGGAGAAAAUCAAUUGGUUACCUAGAGAUGGGUUGGUUGGGCUGUUGUGGCUUGCAGGAAGACACUUCUGGGUUUUCUUUGUGGCUGAGUGAUUUAUCUACAGGUUCACUGAACACAAACAUGGCUGUUAGCUUUAAUUGUUGCUCUGAACCAGCAGAGUGUCCAACUCUAGUUCUCCACAGCUACCAUCCAACUUCUCCUGACUGUCUCUGUAUUAUUUGGUAUCUGGUUUGAAUUACCGCCGCCUACUGGUAUGGAGUGUGAUUACCGGGUAUUCUUCCCUUGUGGCCUUUAGAUGACGAUUCUAACAUUUAUUUACACCAAAUAAUUAAAAAAUGUUAAUUAAAUCCUUCCAGCUUAUACACACAAUGCAGAAUAAUGUAUUCGACUGCCUCUUCCCAAUCACAAAACUCAUAAUUUAUUCUUUUUCUCUAGUCUAUAGAGUGCUGUUCAAUUCAGUGAGUCCAAAACUGAGUUGGUUUUAUUGUAGAUGCAAAUAUGAACAGUGAGUCUCAAACCUGCUGAAAGUAACUGACUGGGAAGCAUAGGGAUUAAAAAAUUACAUUGUGCUAAAAAAAUUAUUGUUUAUGUGAAAACAAUGGAUGUGAAAAGUUAAAACAAUGAGUCUAUUCUUAACCAAAACUUCAAUAUAACUAGCUAGUUAUCAACACUGGAGCUAGUGAGUUUUCACUGAUUAAACAGUGAAAGCUAAGUAUUUUUUGAGGCUAGUUAGUUUGUAAUAUAUCAAACUGGCUGCACUGAAGAUAACUAGUCUACUAGAUGCAGUGGUAGAUUAACUGUACAUUUGAUUUAUUUAUGAUUUUGAGAUUAACUAAAAUAUUUACCAAAGUUUCUGAGAACAUGUUGAAUAUCCAACAUGGCUCCCUCCAGCCAGCAAACAUCUUUAAGAAAAGGCAGGUUUGUAACUUUGAUUCUGACGUACCAGAAACUCAGAAGUUUAGAAAUGUGACAUUUUGAUCAUGGGGGUUUUCUGAACCUGCUUCAAACAUUUUUGAUUUCACUGCACACUGUUCAGACAUACUAACUGAAAGUGUUGAAAAGUUUACUACUGCAAAGCUGCACAGUCACUUUAACAGCACAUGAUGAGCAUCAAACUGCCUUUUGCACUUUUAUGGAGAAUUUAAAAAUGUGAUUUUAAACUCAUGUGGAUCCCUUUGAUAUUUAUAAUACAGCACUAAACUAUUACUGGCAAAUUUUGCUCUACCUCAGCUCUGUGUUUUAAAUACGAAGGCCUACCUCUGAUCAAAAUUAGCAACAGGACUGUAACAAAUACUUGAAUGUCAGACACGUCUGUCCUUUGCACAUUGAAUGAAACUGCUUGAAGAAAAAUGUAUUUUUGUACGAAACAAUAAACUUUAUCAACCUGUCUUUGUA